Messenger RNA from Rhagoletis zephyria (snowberry fruit fly), 267 nucleotides. Its product is annotated as guanine nucleotide-binding protein G(f) subunit alpha-like. The record is from RefSeq and is a predicted model, not a curated record. Gene Ontology annotation, biological process: G protein-coupled receptor signaling pathway. Gene Ontology annotation, molecular function: guanyl nucleotide binding; GTPase activity; G-protein beta/gamma-subunit complex binding. Lineage: Eukaryota; Metazoa; Arthropoda; Insecta; Diptera; Tephritidae.
AGAACGCUGUGAUAAAAUUCCCGAAAUCUAUCAAAAUAUCCACGAAUCCAUGUAUCAACUGGUGCAACAUAUGUCCAUACUUGGCCUGCAAUAUCAGAGUAUAGCAAGUCGGAAGUGUGCAGAAUAUAUACUAUCGAUGGGAGAUCAAGCACCAGAAUAUAUGAAUGAGGAAUAUUGCGAUCACAUUGUCACCUUGUGGAAUGAUGUGGGCAUACGGACGUGUUUCGAUCGUUCUAAUGAGUUUCCAUUGUUGGAUAGCACGAAAUA